This is a messenger RNA of Helicoverpa zea (corn earworm), 4510 nucleotides long. RefSeq names its product zinc finger protein 235-like. The record is from RefSeq and is a predicted model, not a curated record. Gene Ontology annotation, molecular function: RNA polymerase II transcription regulatory region sequence-specific DNA binding; DNA-binding transcription factor activity, RNA polymerase II-specific. Bases 38 to 1255 code for a protein of 405 amino acids. NCBI's taxonomy places the organism in Eukaryota, Metazoa, Arthropoda, Insecta, Lepidoptera, Noctuidae. Gene Ontology annotation, biological process: regulation of transcription by RNA polymerase II. The transcript is spliced from 2 exons. Gene Ontology annotation, cellular component: nucleus.
CAAACAAAAUGGCCGAUGUUCUAUAAAAAUAGUUUUUAUGAGAAUAUUGAGAAUUUUAUGGAAAAACAUACUAAAAUAUCGUUCACAAAAAAUGUCUAAAAGAGAUCAAGGUGACCGAAAUGAAAGAAAGUUGGAUCCAAGUGAUUAUGAAAACUUGAUAUCUCAACACAAUUUGUAUGAAUCGUCUCGAUCAAAGAAUCAAGAAUUGCCCAGUUUUCCAGGGUUUUCCAAUGCUGAAACGCAAACAAAAACCAGCGAUAUAAAAGAACAAGCAGUGCACUCUGGUCUGGGAGCAUGGCAUUACAACCCAUGGUGGAUGCUUGCCAGCACUUCGCGCAACUUGCCUUCGCAGGAUGAUUAUUCAGAGCACAGUGAUCAGACCAAAGUGAAACAGGAGCCAGCUGGAGCCGGCACUCCUGAUAGAGACCCGUUACAAACAGAUUUGGAACAGUUUCAAGCUGAAACAGUAACACCUCCAGUUGGAUUAGAUUCCUUUUGUGAUGAUUGCUCAGACCCAUUCUGUGACUCGAGUGCAGCAAUUUGUCGCAAACUUUUCCACUGCCCACAUUGCAGAAAGAGUUAUCCCACAAUUUUAGAGUUUAAUACACACUUGACAGGAGUGCAUCCGGCACAAAAGCCCUUCAGAUGCCAGAUUUGUCUGGAACCAUUUCAUAAGAAAUCACAUCUACGGAGACAUUUGGAUGCUAACCAUACACGUAAAGAUGUCAACAAGUGUUCCGUAUGCUCCAAGUACAUAAAAGAUAAAAGCAAUUUACGCAAACACAUGCAAGUGCACACAGGGCGUGUACCACAGAAGCAAUUCAAAUGUGAUUUGUGCAAUAAUAAACGCUACAUGUCAUUGGACAGACUUAACAAUCACAAGGUGGUAUGCACUGGAGAAAAGGUAUUGAAAUACUGUGACAUGUGCACCAAAGUUUUUGAUAACUCAAGAUCGCUUAACAGCCAUAAGAAAGUACAUGCUAGGGAAUUGAAGUGUGACAACUGCGGAGAACAGUUGCGUUCAUUGGAGCAAUUCACAAAUCAUAAAAUGAUUUGUCAAGGAACAACGUCAGAAGCCAGCGGCAGCCACAGUCAUGCCGGCCAGGGCCAUAGUGGUGGCCAAGCCAUGGGCCGCUGCUGUACUCAGCCAGGAUUAUGUGAACAUGAUAAACCAGCUUACCUUAACAUACCUGGCUAUGCAGCUGGACGAGUGCUUGAUGCAACUCUUUCCUCUUUAAAAUCGGAGCUGAACUGAUGACACAUGCCGUAAAGGCUUACAAAGUAAAUAAUUAAUGCAUAUAAAUUAAACAGUUUCUUUUUUUACAAGAUUACCAAAUAGAUAAAUAAAUGACAGUAAUAAUUUUCACAAUUGAGAAUUUCACAAGACUGAUGCAAAUAUCCCGCCUCACGACUUGCUUUAUUAUUACCAUUUAAAUUUAGGCUUUAGUUAGUAGGAUAAUACAGUUAGAGUAAGUAACAUGACUAUUUGAACAUGUUCAUAUAUUUUCAAAAGAGUGAAUAUAUUUGAAUAUGCUGAAAUUGUUAUAUCAACCUUUAAUUUUUUACUAAAAUAAAAUCAUAACUGUUCAAUGAACAGUGAUAUAGAACCAGAUCAUACAUGCAACAAUUAUUGUACGUCUAUCAGAUAUAUUUUUUUAUUAUUUGAUAUCUUUUCUAUAACAAUGCUUUUGACUGAUUUAGAGUAAAGGUGAAUGUGCAGUAUUACAACAUUAAAACAAUUUUUAUUUUUUUCUAUUUUGAUGAUGUUAUAAGAGUAUGUUAUUUUUAUAAUUUUAGUAUGUAACAUUUUAGUUUAUAAAUUUUGUACCUAAGUUAUAUGUUGUAAACAGUCAGUGGAGACGUAUGGGGAGCAUGUUAUAUUUUCCAGUGCUCUGUUGUACUUUUUUCUCCAAAGACAUAAUUGUGUAGAUGUGUGUAAAUCGUAAUACAUUAUGUAAACAUGUAUUUGAAAUACUUUGUAAAGACAACUUUUAUACACAUAGCUAUGGGACAGUUGUUUCAUGUUAAACACCUUAGGAUAAGUAAGACUUGGUGAAGUGCAAUGUACCAUUGGCGAAGCCUUGUGCAUGUUAUGGUUAUUGGAAGUAGUUGUUGUGUUCUCCCUAUCCAUAAUAUUUAUUCUUCAAGUGUUAUACACUGAAAAAUUAUUGCUGCAAUUUAUAAAAUGUAUAAGUGUAAUGUUUUAUUAAAUAUUUAAACACAAUUUGUGUACACACACCUUAAUUAUAAGAUUCGAGGCUAUAAUAUCUAAAGCUAAGAAGCCUUUAUUAUGCUAAUAUUUCAUAGGAGUUUAUUACUAUACUCUCAAAUUUUAUCUUGUAUACUUAUUUUUUUAUAUCUUAUUAUUUCCAAUUUUAUUUAUUUUGUUCAUGUUAUGUGGAAGGAAGAGUACUUCUAUUUGGAGGCUUUUUAUUCAUAAUCAGUUGUUGCUAUUUACAAUUGUUUUUAAUACUAAUAGCUUAGUUUAUUUUUAAUAUCUUUAUCGCUUAGUUACGUAGUUUAUAUUUUGAAGAAUUUUAAUAUAAUGUAAGUUCCGAACUGGAAUCUUGCUUUUACAAGCCACCGAAAAAAUUAUUGGGUUUAUUAUACCAAAUUCGUUUUAUAAAUAUAAUAAAAUACUUAUGUUAUAUUUUAGUUAACUGGUGACUUUAAUGGCGUCUUGGUUGAAUAUGAUUAGUUUUAACAUUGGUAUUUUAUAAUUUCGAUUUCUUCAUGAUAGGGCCUUGAUAAGCCAGGGAACAAUUUACGAACACUUGAGCCCCAUUGUAAGAUAAGAGCUUUUCCAGUCACUGAACAACAGUACCUAAAUUGUGAUCAUGUUUCAAAGUAAACAAUUUUUUUUUUAAAUCAGAUUCAACUUUACAUUAUUCUUAAUUUUACUAAGUUAUGUAUGUUGCCUUGCUUGUCGAGAUAUGAGUGGUAAAUGAUGGCCAGUUUCAAAGUUAAAGAGUCGGUGUCGUUUACCGGAAAUUCUAAUUAAACGCUAUCUUGCACUUAAUAAAUAAUCCAGACAUACACUAAAAAAAACAUAAAUCCAUCAUCAGAUUGAUAUGGGUGCGUUCAGUAUCCACUGUAAUAUUUUUAAAUAAACAUAAUAUAUUCUAUAUAAUUUAAAGCUGAUCCAGGGCAAAUAAACUGCACGGCUCAAAAUGUGUAUUAAAAUGCCACAAAGUUAUCAAUCUCCUUUCUAUUGGCACUAAACUGUAAGAAAAUCUAAUGUAAAGAAUAUAUUUUAUUAUGAAAUAUUCAUAAGUUUAGUAUAGAGACCACUUAACAUCGGGUACUGAACUUAAAUAGGAGGGUGGCGGAAAAUGACAAUAAUAAUAUUGUGUAAACCCAUUUCAUUAACAGUAUCUAACGUUACUCCGCCACUACCUCAAAUUAAUACGAAAAAAGAUCAUUAAAAUUUUGUUUUUCAACAAUUUUUGUUCCCAUCAGCUAAUAUGUACUUAUAAUACAAUUCGUUAUAUUUAUUGAUCAAAUUCUAUGUAUACCGUAGUAAGUAACCGUGUAAACCAACUUUUGUUUCGGUUAGGAUAGGUAUUUGGAACAUUGUGACCAGGGCUACUUGUACUGUUUAAAUAUCAUAUUCAGCUUAAGAGCACAAUUUAGCAAUACUUUUUUCUGAUAUUUUACAUAUUAUUUUAUGCCAAAAAAAAAGAACUGUUUUGUCCGUACACAGUUUACGAGGUAAAUGUAUGUACCUUAAGCUUAACUUAAGGUUACUUGAAUAUCAUGGUUGGAUGUUGGCAUCAGAGUUGCGAUGAGUUUAUUCUAUGUAAGAAACUGAACAAAUAGAUCCAGUCAAGCUCACUCAAUAAGUUGCCAAAAUUCAAUUCAAAAUAGCUGCCUCAUUGUAAUAACCAUGAUUACUUUCAUGAAGAGACCACCUUUAAUAAUAUUAAGUUGUAUUGCAUCUUAUAAAUAAUAUGUAAGCUUUACAUCGUAACAUCGCUUCUUAUAACAUGUAGCCUAGACAGUUAGACAAUUUUGAAAAAUCGUAAUUUUUACAGCGCCGACUUAGUGACUGAUUCUGCCAUUUAUUUGGAUUGAUAUUAUACAGAAAAUAUAUACCAUUAGGUACCUAAAUAUUUUGUCUUUGUAGUUAUUUAGCAUGGUGUGUAACUUUUAAUGCACCUAGUUUUAAGAAAAAAUGUGUUCAUAUGAAUUUAGUUAGGUACAUAGAAUAUAGUUCAUCUAUUUGAUUAGUGAAGUAGACUGUAAAACAGUGUAAUGCGAAUUACUAUACGAGCGCAUUAUUUUCCGACAAAGCCUUCCAUUGCGUAUUACCUAAAAUAAGCCAAAUUCAGUUUUUACAGUGAGGUCAUGUUCACAGUCGUAAAAACAAUUAUUUUUCGUUAACAUUGCCGCCUUUUGUUGUACCUACCCUUAAGUAGAACUUAGUUGAAUUCAAGUUAAAAAAAUAGCAUACCUACAUACAGUUUUAUAAAUACCUAUCACGAAUAAAUUACAUUUCCUUUCUGUUAAA